AUGCCAAAAAUCAUCCCAAUCUCCAUUUCCUAAACUUCUACUUCCUUUAAAAUAAUAAUCAUAAGAAUGAACAACACUAAAUUCCCAAUAGAAUUAAUAAAAAAGAAGGUGCAAGAUAAUACUAUUUCCUAUAAAUUUAAGUGGAACAAUGGAACCAUCUCAAUUGAACCCAUGAGUCAAUUGACACCUUAAUUGUUAGAACUUGUGCAUCAAUAUGAACUGAACUAAUACUAUGAAACCCAGAAGAAGGUGAAACUAAAUCAAACAGAAACCUUCACUUCAAGUUAAUUCCCUACUCUUCCAUAAAAAGAUGCCACAGAAAUCAACCAAAUAUCUUUGCUCAAAAUGUAAGAGACGCCUAAGUCAAUUCAGAAGGUUCCAGGUGAGUCUUUCUAGCAAAGUAAUAACCAAACUAAUGCAGUUUUACCUUAAGAUAUUAUACCAUAAACUCUAGAAUCUAAACUUAAUUAAUACUUGCUAUAGAAAUUUACGAUACAACCUCAUCUACCAAGACAGAAUAAAGAGUGUACAAUUUUGAGCAUUAAAAGAUUUAAUGGGGAUAUCAACUUUUUGAUAAAAGAUGAAUAUACUAAAUGGGUAAAAUUGGAGGAUAUGAAAAAAGAUUCUCCAAUCACCUUGUGUGAUUAUCUAUUGUCUAAAGUGAGAUUCAGAUGA
Messenger RNA from Paramecium octaurelia, 675 nucleotides. NCBI's taxonomy places the organism in Eukaryota, Ciliophora, Oligohymenophorea, Peniculida, Parameciidae. The record is from the annotation of a GenBank genome assembly.